CGGAGCAACAGGUUGUGUCGGAGGCCAACAAGUUAAGCAAGAAGUGAGCGAAUGAACACCGCCCUACUGUAACAGUUGUGUACGCAGGUUGACAUUUCAGGAGGCUCUUUAACUGCCACAGUCUGCGAAGACAUUUGUAUUCCCCACUCCAUUCAAUAAGUGUACAUGAAGGGACUUUUUACGGAGGACUUAACCCGCCAGAGUUGAGGCACUAUCAAUGUUUUAUCCCAUGUAUCGGAUAUGGUUUCUGCUUCUCCUGGGAGGAUUCGCCGUGCCAGGGGUGCGACAUGUCAGUGGGAUAGAGAUUUACACUUCGACAGAGCUGGAAGUGGUCAAUGGGACUAAUGUCAAACUGAAGUGCACCUUCACUUCCAGUGAACCGGUGUCACUUCAGUCCGUCAUAGUGUCCUGGAACUUCCGUCCCUUAAAUUCAGGAUCAGAUGAGUCGGUGUUUUUCUACCAGGAGGUACCAUACCCUCCCAAGCAAGGGCGAUUUAAAGACCAUGCGGUGUGGUCGGGAGAUGUUUUGAAACGCGACGUCUCCAUCACCCUGCAUGAGGUGCUUCCGACCUUUAAUGGCACCUACAUCUGCCAGGUGCGCAACCGCCCAGAUGUGCACGGCAGUAAUGGAGAGAUCGUCCUCAGAGUCGUCAACAAAGUGUCCCUCUCUGAGAUCGGGAUCUUGGCAGCGACCGUUGGAGGUGCCUGUGCUGUAAUCUUGAUCCUCCUCGGUAUCUUCGUGGCGGUGAGGUUCUACAGGAGAAAAAACCGGGGAAAUGACAUUGAGCUGCACCCACGCGAGCACGAGCGGAAGGACCCGACCGUGUGUUUACCUGAAGAGGCAGUUCAUCUGAAAGUUGUGACAGUGGAGAAAGAAGUUGAUAGUUCAGAUGAUGAGGAGUCUGAAUCAGGCAGCGUGGAGCAUGAUGAGGAAAGAGGAAGCCUAGAGAUGGAUGAUGAUGAUGAUGAUGGCAGUGAUGAUGAUGAUGACUAAUUGGAGAAGUGUGUACAUUUAGUCAUUGAUUUUUAGAUUAGUUUAUUGAUUAGAAUUGCCUUUCUCGUUAUGACAUUAACCUUUUUGCUAUUCAUUAACAUGAUUGAAUGUUUAGAUGUAAUAUAUUGUAUUUUUUCAGUGCAUUAUGGUCACUGAAUUACAUUAAUACAAGAAGUUAAAAGACUACUGCACCAAUUUAGCAUUAUACUCCUACUGUCUAACAUAUUUACAAUGGAUUUUUUUUAAAAGGAACAAAAUAGAAGGAGCAGAACCAAAGAUGUUCCUUAUCAACACCAGGUGCCUACAUUACCCACAAUGCAACACGCAAUGCUAGUAGGUUAAUGUAGCUUAGAGCCUCAAGCAGAGACGUGGAGCGGGCUUUUCAUUCAUUUUCAAACUUGUUGUCUACAGCCCCAACCCACGCUGACCUAAGUGACAUCACUUAAGGCAGUUCAUCAGCCUUCCUCCCUCUGGAGCCACAAAAGGCUUUAUACAACUUUUUUACACAAAUGCAGCAGUAGUCCCCAAGACCUGUAAACAGAUGGAGGUGGAGUCUGUGUGUUUGAUGAAUGUGGACUGAUGGUUGUGAGUCUGGUCUGUCAUACAUGGCCUCUGUAACUUUUUUUUCUUUGUGCUAAUUCGACUGGAUUUCCAUACAGCUGCUGCUAGAACUCUGUUGCCUUAGAUCAAUGUUGUGAAAAUCAUGAAUUUUCAUGUUGGAUAAAUGGAAUAUAGAUUUUUAAAGAGAUGAUCCGGUUUAAUUUGGCUCAUUGUUAAAAGCACUCUAUACCAGUGCAGACAGUGUUUGCAUAGCUUUGGUGUUGCCAGAUUAAAUGUUUUUCCUGUUUAGUUUCUAAAAGCACCAACAGAGAGUAGAAUUUUAUGCAAGAAACAGCAUUUAACUGCGUCAUACUGUGUGUUUGCAGUCACUUUUGAAUGCUGCUGGAAAUAAAACAGCACAGGCUGCUGUCAUUUAAUUUUUGCUUCCAGAGAUUCUGUAAUAUCAAAUGAUAAUCAAAGUGUGUUUUUACCACAAUGGCAACAUUGCACAAGUGAUUUAUAUUUUGAUUCUGUAUAUAGUGUAAAAUAAACAGAACUUUACACUUUUUAUAACUCUUGUCCUGAAAUGUUGUCAUAUGUAUCUCUAUUUAGCGACUCUGGAAUAAACACUUUUUUU
Morone saxatilis (striped sea-bass) is the source of this 2171-nucleotide messenger RNA. It is a transcript of the gene mpzl2b, whose product is annotated as myelin protein zero-like 2b. Gene Ontology annotation, cellular component: membrane. The record is from RefSeq and is a predicted model, not a curated record. Gene Ontology annotation, biological process: cell-cell adhesion. Lineage: Eukaryota; Metazoa; Chordata; Actinopteri; Moronidae.